AUGGUGCUUCAGUUACUCCUUGCAGGAAUAUUUGCAGCAACAGGUGUUAUUGGAUGUGGUGCAGCAGCUGUGGGCGAUGUGGCGAAAAAGCCCAAGAAACACGAGAAGGAGGCAAACGAUAAAAGAAAGCAUGAGAAAAAGAAGCCACUGAUAAGACCAACAGGAAAUAGUCCACCUUCCACGGCUGGUAGGUUCUUCCUAGCUACCAAGUGGUAG
This is a messenger RNA of Sphenostylis stenocarpa, 216 nucleotides long. The record is from the annotation of a GenBank genome assembly. NCBI's taxonomy places the organism in Eukaryota, Viridiplantae, Streptophyta, Magnoliopsida, Fabales, Fabaceae.